Aspergillus fischeri NRRL 181 is the source of this 1500-nucleotide messenger RNA. RefSeq names its product betaine aldehyde dehydrogenase. The transcript is spliced from 2 exons. Gene Ontology annotation, molecular function: aldehyde dehydrogenase (NAD+) activity. Lineage: Eukaryota; Fungi; Ascomycota; Eurotiomycetes; Eurotiales; Aspergillaceae. The record is from RefSeq and is a predicted model, not a curated record. The coding region runs from base 1 to 1500 and encodes 499 amino acids.
AUGGCGGACCUACCUUUCCCUCCUCGUCACCCAUUUUACGACGGCAAAAUCCAGUCGGCGUCUUCCGGUCGGACUUUUCGCACAAUAAACCCUGCCGACAAUACUCCACUAGCUGAAAUCCAUGUUGCUUCAAAUUCUGAUACAGAUGCCGCCAUUGCAGCUGCUGACCGCGCGUUCCCCUCAUGGUCGCAAACCCCUCAUAUCGCUCGUGCGCGCAUUCUACAAAAGGCCGCGGCGUUGCUGCGGGAGAGAAAUGACGAACUCGCGCGUCUCGAAACUCUAGAUUCCGGCAAGGCCUAUUCGGAGACAAGCACAGUCGACAUCGUGACUGGUGCAGAUGUACUGGAAUACUACGCCAACCUGGUAGGAGGAGGCGGUCUCAAUGGCGAGACGACGCAGUUAAGAGAAGAUGCAUGGGUCUUCACCAAGAAGGCUCCGCUGGGAGUCUGCGUUGGCAUCGGCGCAUGGAACUAUCCUCUCCAGAUUGCUCUCUGGAAAUCAGCACCAUGUCUUGCGGCUGGAAAUACCAUGGUCUACAAGCCUAGUGAAUAUACGCCCUUGCAUGCGCAGAUGCUGGCUGAGGUCUACCGGGAAGCUGGACUUCCCCCUGGGGUAUUCAAUGUUGUCUAUGGCGCUGGGGAUGUGGGUGCUUAUUUGACCGCUCACCCCCUGAUCGCCAAGGUCAGCUUCACAGGCCAGGUUGCAACAGGAAUGAAGGUGGCCGGCUCCGCCGCGGGACAAAUGAAGUACGUCACGAUGGAGCUAGGAGGCAAGAGCCCAUUGCUCAUCCUCCCUGAUGCGGACCUUGAAAAUGCAGUAAAUGGGGCCAUGAUGGCCAAUUUCUUUAGUACAGGCCAGGUUUGUACUAAUGGGACUCGAGUGUUCGUCCCGAGAAGCAUGAAGUCUGCGUUUGAGAAGGCUCUUUUGGACAAGAUGCAAUAUAUACGUCCCGGGCCGUUGUUUGACAACGCAACGAACUUCGGACCCUUGAGUUCCGCUCUUCACCUCGAAAAGGUAACCUCGUACAUUCGUCAUGGCAUUGAGACGGACAAGGCAACGCUCCUCUAUGGCGGGCUGGGAAAGCCCUCCCUUCCAAAGGAAUUGGAGAAUGGGUUCUGGGUGAGGCCAACUGUCUUCACGGACUGCACCGACUCCAUGCGGAUUGCCCAGGAAGAGAUUUUUGGGCCGGUCAUGUCAAUCCUGUACUACGAUACAGUCGAGGAAGCUGUCAGACGCGCGAACAACACUGAGCUUGGCCUCGCGGCUGGCGUCUUUACGCGAGACCUGAAUAUGGCGCAUCGUAUCAUCGACCAGCUCCAAGCAGGCAUUACAUGGAUCAACUCCUGGGGUGAAAGCCCGGCCGAGAUGGCUGUGGGUGGCUGGAAGAAGAGUGGUGUUGGCGUCGAGAACGGCCGCAGAGGUAUCGAAGCCUGGGUGAGGAACAAGAGUACGCUGGUGGAUAUGAAUGGACAGGUUGCCACUGUCUUUGCGAAAUUGUAA